CACAAAUUCUCGGAUUGUUUCACCCGUAGACGCCGGUCCCUUCUUCUAUUGAUUUUUUUUUUGCUUGCUUAAAGAGCAAUGAAGUGAUCCUUUUAACUACCAGCUCUUCAAGAUCCGAUCAGAUCUGGUCGUGUUAGUUCCCCUCUCUAAAAUUCACAGCUUUGUCUAUUUGUUUGUAUGUAUCAAUCGAUUCUUCUAUGGGUUUUCUGAAAGAUUGGAGCAUCGAGAUCUCUUUUUUUGGGGAAAAAAUUAUUGGGGUUUUUUCUGGGAAUGAAAUGUCGGGGAUUGUGAGUUAGGGGUUUUCUUUGUUUAGUGGAGGGGUUGGGGUUUUGACCUCCGGAUGUAUGAAGAUUUGGUGCUGCCUUUGGUUUAUCGACGACGAAGGAGACAAUAAUCGACGGGGAGGAACCAUGAAGGAAGGUUUUUUGGCAAAUGUCGACGACAUUGAGGGAAUUAUUGCAAAUGACGGCGACGAAGAAGCCUCCGCCGGUCUAUCUGUCUCCCUAACCGGAACCCUUAACAGUCAACAACAGGGAGACGAGGCGGGGCUGUCGUUUCAAGAAAAUUUCAUCGCCAUGAGAUACGGUGGGAACUGGGUCGAUCCUAUGUGGCGCCAGUCGGUUGGCUGCUCGCGUACUUUCCUUGGUGAGACUAGCGCCUCUUCUUCAGCUGUCGUAAAUGGUUAUGAACACCACGAUUCGCCCCAUAAGCGAGCUAAAGUCAACACCUUUUAUCAUGAGAGCACCUCUUACUCAUCAGCAGAGAGAGAUUAUAGUAUUAAUCAAUGCUCAUCAAUUUCGUCUAAUAAUGGGGUAUUUUAUCACAAUUUCAUGUCGAAUAAUGAGAGUGAUAGGCAUUCUUUUGAUGGAAAAGGUGGGAAUGAGGAGGAAAAUGAAGGUGGUUUGAGAGCUGAAGAUUUUGAGAUUCGAAUGGAUCUAACUGAUGAUUUAUUGCAUAUGGUGUUCUCCUUCUUGGAUCACCGUAAUCUUUGUAAUGCUGCCAUGAUUUGUAGGCAGUGGCGAUCAGCUAGUGCUCAUGAGGAUUUUUGGAGGUGUUUGAACUUUGAAAACCGGAAUAUACGUCUUGAACAAUUUGAUGACAUUUGUCAAAGAUAUCCAAAUGCCACUGAAGUGAACCUGAGUGGCACUCCUAGCAUGCAACUUCUUGUUAUGAAAGCUGUCUAUUCAUUACGAAAUCUUGAGGCUUUAACGUUGGGAAAAGGGCUACUAGGGGAUGCUUUUUUCCAUGCAUUGACCGAGUGUAGUACGUUGAGGAUUUUGGAUGUGAAUGAUGCUAUUCUCGGUGACGGUGUUCAAGAGAUACCUAUUAACCAUGAUAGGUUAUGUGAUCUGAAAUUAACUAAAUGCCGUGUGAUGCGUAUAUCCAUCAGGUGCCCACUAUUAAAGAGUUUGUCUUUGAAACGUAGUACUAUGGCACAGGCAGCCCUUAAUUGUCCCCUUUUGCAGCUGCUUGAUAUAAGUGCAUGCCACAAACUUACAGAUCCAGCAAUUCGUUCUGCAGUGACUUCUUGCCCUCAAUUAGAGUCUUUAGACAUGUCAAAUUGUUCGUGUGUUAGUGAUGAAACAUUGCAAGAAAUAGGUCGCUCUUGUUCUGUUCUCCAUGUUCUGAAUUCGUCAUAUUGUCCAAACAUAUCUCUUGAGUCUGUAAGACUACCAAUGUUAACAGUUCUUAAGCUUGACAACUGUGAGGGUAUCACUUCGGCUUCAAUGGGUGCAAUAGCAUACAGUUAUAUGUUGGAGGAGUUGGAGCUUGAUAAUUGCCACAUGUUGACAUCAGUGUCACUGGAUCUUCCUCGUUUGCAGAAAAUUCGACUUGUUCAUUGUCGAAAAUUUGCUGACCUGAAUGUACAAUGUUCCAUGCUAUCAACAGUAACGGUGUCCAAUUGUGUCGCACUCCAUCGCAUUAACAUCAGUUCAAAUGCACUUCAAAAAUUAGCGUUGCAGAAGCAGGAAAAUUUGACAAUGUUGGCACUGCAGUGUCAAGAUUUGCAAGAAGUAGAUCUCACAGAUUGUGCAUGUUUGACAAAUUCUAUUUGCAACAUCUUUAGUGAUGGUGGUGGAUGUCCUAUGCUAAAAUCAUUGGUUCUGGACAAUUGUGAGAUCUUGACAGCAUUGCAGUUCUCCAGUACAUCUUUAGUCAAUCUAUCACUGGUUGGUUGUCGUGCGAUUACUACUCUGGAUCUUGCAUGUCCAUGUCUAGAGAAAAUUUGUUUAGAUGGCUGUGACCAUCUGGAAAGAGCUUCAUUUUGUCCUGUGGCUCUUCUGUCACUUAAUCUCGGAAUAUGCCCCAAACUGAACACCCUCGGAAUCGAUGCUCCUCAUAUGGUGUCACUUGAGCUGAAAGGAUGUGGUGUCUUAUCUGAAGCAUCCAUAAACUGUCCUCUAUUGACAUCUCUGGAUGCUUCUUUUUGCAGCCAACUUAAGGAUGAUUGCUUAUCUGCAACCGCAGCUUCCUGCCCUCUGAUUGAGUCAUUAAUAUUGAUGUCAUGCCCAUCUAUUGGUUUUGAGGGUCUUUACUCUUUGCGCUGGCUUCUAAAUUUAACGACACUUGAUUUGUCAUAUACCUUUUUGACAAAUUUGCAGCCUGUUUUUGAGUCUUGUUUGCAGCUGAAGGUGCUAAAAUUACAAGCUUGCAAAUAUCUAUCUGACUCAUCAUUGGAGCCUCUUUACAAGGAAGGUGCUUUACGAGAACUUCAGUAUUUGGAUUUGUCAUAUGGUACCCUGUGCCAAACUGCCAUAGAGGAGCUUCUUGCUUCUUGCACACACCUUACCCAUUUGAGCUUGAAUGGAUGUACACAUAUGCAUGACCUGAAUUGGGGUUCUACUGCUAGCCAAUUUGAGUUCCGUGGUGUACAUGAUGGAUCUAGCACGUUCUCUUUUGAGAACAUCAAUGAACCAGUCAAGCAAGGGAACCGCUUACUGCAGAACCUGAACUGUGUAGGCUGUCCCAAUAUUAGGAAAGUGCUCAUCCCUCCAGAAGCUCGUUGUUUCCAUAUGUCAUCCCUAAAUCUUUCUUUGUCAGCCAAUUUAAAGGAAGUUGAUCUUGUUUGUUUCAGUUUGACCUUUCUUAAUCUAAGCAAUUGUUGCUCUUUGGAAGUUUUGAAGCUCAGUUGUCCUAGACUGACUAGUCUCUUUCUUCAGUCUUGCAACAUUGAGGAAGAAGCUGUUGAAUUUGCUAUAUCACAAUGUGGCAUGCUGGAGACUUUGGAUGUUCGUUUUUGUCCGAAGAUUUACUCGACGAGUAUGGGAACAUUUCGCGCUGUUUGCCCCAGCUUGAGGCGUAUUUAUAAUAGCUUGUCACCUGCAUGAUGUGAAUCCGGUCCUAGAAUUUCGAUCUCGCAGCAGCAACAGCUUGAUAUUUUCCGAUGAUUGCCUCUGUAUGUAAACAAAUAAAUCGCUCACCAUUGCUCCCUGUCUCCUUUGGAUAUAUUUACGUGUGUAUGUGUAUGUAUAUGGACUUAUUGAUUGUUUUUGUAUUGACAGAAGGAACUGCAACGGGGAAGGUGGGAGCUGCCCCCAUUUAAACCCUAAAAUUACAUUUGGGCAGUGUACUGUAAUAGUGGUCUAUAUGCCCCUAUAUUUGAUUUUGUGUUAAUUUAAACACAAAUUUGUAGGCUGU
Messenger RNA from Hibiscus syriacus, 3639 nucleotides. RefSeq names its product F-box/LRR-repeat protein 15-like. Gene Ontology annotation, molecular function: protein binding. Lineage: Eukaryota; Viridiplantae; Streptophyta; Magnoliopsida; Malvales; Malvaceae. The coding region runs from base 345 to 3329 and encodes 994 amino acids. The transcript is spliced from 17 exons. The record is from RefSeq and is a predicted model, not a curated record.